UCCGCGGGGGUGGGGAGGAGGGCAAGAUGGCGGUCGGUGAGUGAUUCUGCCUGGGUUCCUUCAGGCUUGAGGAGACGCCGGGGCGGGGGUCCCGCUCGUCCUGCCUGCUGGCCGUCUCUCCCCCGCCCCCGGAGGCCUCCUCCUUUCCUUCCUCCAACUUGGAGGCGGGCCAGCAUCCCCGGACACCAUGUCAGACUCUGAGGAGGAGAGCCAGGACCGGCAACUGAAAAUCGUCGUGCUGGGGGACGGCACCUCCGGGAAGACCUCCUUAGCUACGUGUUUUGCUCAAGAGACUUUUGGGAAACAGUACAAGCAGACUGUAGGACUGGAUUUCUUUUUGAGAAGGAUUACCUUACCAGGAAAUUUGAAUGUUACUCUUCAAGUUUGGGAUAUAGGAGGGCAGACAAUAGGUGGCAAGAUGUUGGAUAAAUACAUCUAUGGAGCACAGGGAAUCCUCUUGGUCUAUGAUAUUACAAAUUAUCAAAGUUUUGAGAAUUUAGAAGAUUGGUAUUCUGUGGUGAAGACUGUGAGCGAAGAAUCGGAAACUCAGCCCCUGGUUGCUUUGGUGGGCAAUAAAAUUGACUUGGAGCAUAUGCGAACAGUAAAACCUGAUAAACACUUACGAUUUUGCCAGGAAAAUGGUUUUAGUAGCCACUUCGUUUCAGCCAAGACAGGAGACUCUGUCUUCCUGUGUUUUCAGAAAGUUGCUGCAGAAAUCCUGGGAAUCAAAUUAAACAAAGCAGAAAUAGAACAGUCACAGUCAUUAAACAUGUUUUUCAUUUGUCUUUCUCUCUUUUUCUUUCUCCUUCAUUUUGUUUAUGUUGUACGGAAUUGCCAGCGUAUUGUAAGGGCAGAAAUAGUCAAGUACCCGGAAGAAGAUAAUCAACACCCCAGCUCUUCUCAGAGUAGAGUCUGUUCAGUACAAUAGUGCAGAGGGUGGUGAAGGCAGAUAUUGUAAACUACAACCAGGAACCCAUGUCAAGAACUGUUAACCCACCUCGGAGUUCCAUGUGUGCAGUUCAGUGAACACACACUGUAUUGAUAGUUUUGGUUUUCUUCCCCAGGAUUGGGCCCAGACUGUAAAGGAACAUGUUUUAUCAAUGACCAUUUCUGUAGUCAGUUCAUACUUUCCUCCUGCUCUGCUCCUUCAUCCUUAAGUUGCCUCAUAGUAGCAGACAGCUCCCUGGACUGGAAGGAAUUCGGCUUCGGGACCUCACAUUUUGAAAUCUGAAUGGAAAGAGUCCAUUCUCUGGACUGAGACUGCCUCCUCGCUCCAGAAGAACCAUGUGGCUUCUUUAUGUCCUCACUUCUUUUUUCCUAAAUACAAAAGAAUAUAACCAGAUGUGAAGAUGUUCCAAGCUUUGAUCAUCAUUCUAUAUCUGAACUCAUGUAUGUGAAAGUGUAUACUUCAGAGUACUGAUGGUGACAGUUACUCAAGAAGGUGUUCCUUUGCUGGCUAUUAAGAGAAAAUAUACAAAGCUUCAUUUAAUUGAAAGUGCUUCAAAUGAGGCUGUAAUAGAAAUAUAUUUUCAUUUUUAAAAGGCGUUUAACUUGUUUAUAUUGCAGUUUAUAACUCACAAGUAGUAUUUGAUAUUGUAUUUUAUUACUGUAUCAUGGUCAUUGCAUAUUUUAUCAUAUUUGGCUUAGAUCCUUUAUGAAUUUUGAUAAAUGGUUCAGCUGAUCCUCCACAUGGAUUUCCUACAGACUGCAUGAGAAUGCUUUCAGAUGAGUCGAGGCAUCCUUGGAUCAUUGUGGAUCGAUCAUACUGUACCUGAUGUUCAGAUGUUUUUCUCUCAUAAAUAAAUUUAUUUAAAUUA
Messenger RNA from Chionomys nivalis (European snow vole), 1817 nucleotides. RefSeq names its product RAB28, member RAS oncogene family (gene Rab28). The transcript is spliced from 8 exons. The record is from RefSeq and is a predicted model, not a curated record. Gene Ontology annotation, molecular function: GTPase activity; GTP binding. Gene Ontology annotation, cellular component: Golgi apparatus; endosome. NCBI's taxonomy places the organism in Eukaryota, Metazoa, Chordata, Mammalia, Rodentia, Cricetidae. The coding region runs from base 188 to 928 and encodes 246 amino acids.